UUAACGCUGAGUUUUUCUUUUAGCCAAGCAGUAGCUGGUGUUAGGCACCAUCUUGUAGCCCUGGAAGCCGCUGCUACCGCCACCCGCUGCACCAACGUCCGUCAGCCUGACAGAGUUAGAUAUGAAUCCCGUGCACCCAGAAAACGAGGGAAUGGCCACCAAGGAGAAGCUGCAGUGUCUGAAAGACUUCCACAAAGACAUCUUGAAGCCUUCUCCAGGGAAGAGCCCAGGUACACGGCCUGAGGAUGAGGCCGAGGGGAAGCCCCCUCAGAGGGAGAAGUGGUCCAGCAAGAUUGACUUUGUGCUGUCAGUGGCCGGAGGCUUCGUGGGUUUGGGCAACGUCUGGCGUUUCCCGUACCUCUGCUACAAAAAUGGUGGAGGUGCUUUCCUCAUACCGUAUUUUAUUUUCCUGUUUGGGAGCGGCCUGCCUGUGUUCUUCCUGGAGGUCAUCAUAGGCCAGUACACCUCAGAAGGGGGCAUCACCUGCUGGGAAAAGAUCUGCCCCUUGUUCUCUGGCAUUGGCUACGCAUCCAUCGUCAUCGUGUCCCUCCUGAAUGUGUACUACAUUGUCAUCCUGGCCUGGGCCACAUACUACCUAUUCCAUUCCUUCCAGAAGGAGCUUCCCUGGGCCCACUGCAACCACAGCUGGAACACACCACAUUGCAUGGAGGACACCCUGCGUAGGAAUGAGAGUCUCUGGGUUUCCCUUAGCACCACCAACUUCACCUCGCCUGUCAUCGAGUUCUGGGAGCGCAAUGUGCUCAGCCUGUCCUCCGGAAUCGACCACCCAGGUGCUCUGAAAUGGGACCUUGCGCUCUGCCUCCUCUUAGUCUGGCUCGUCUGUUUUUUCUGCAUCUGGAAGGGUGUUCGAUCCACAGGCAAGGUUGUCUACUUUACCGCCACUUUCCCAUUUGCCAUGCUUCUGGUGCUGCUGGUUCGUGGACUGACCCUGCCAGGUGCUGGCGAAGGCAUCAAGUUCUACCUGUACCCUGACAUCAGCCGCCUGGAGGACCCACAGGUUUGGAUCGACGCAGGAACCCAGAUAUUCUUUUCCUAUGCCAUCUGCCUGGGGGCCAUGACCUCACUGGGAAGCUACAACAAGUACAAGUAUAACUCGUACAGGGACUGUAUGCUGCUGGGAUGCCUGAACAGUGGUACCAGUUUUGUGUCUGGCUUCGCAAUUUUUUCCAUCCUGGGCUUCAUGGCACAAGAGCAAGGGGUGGACAUUGCUGAUGUGGCUGAGUCAGGUCCUGGCUUGGCCUUCAUUGCCUACCCAAAAGCUGUGACUAUGAUGCCGCUGCCCACCUUUUGGUCCAUUCUGUUUUUUAUUAUGCUCCUCUUGCUUGGACUGGACAGCCAGUUUGUUGAAGUCGAAGGACAGAUCACAUCCUUGGUUGAUCUUUACCCGUCCUUCCUAAGGAAGGGUUAUCGUCGGGAAAUCUUCAUCGCCAUCCUGUGUAGCAUCAGCUACCUGCUGGGGCUGACGAUGGUGACGGAGGGUGGCAUGUAUGUGUUUCAACUCUUUGACUACUAUGCAGCUAGUGGUGUAUGCCUUUUGUGGGUUGCAUUCUUUGAAUGUUUUGUUAUUGCCUGGAUAUAUGGCGGUGAUAACUUAUAUGACGGUAUUGAGGACAUGAUUGGCUAUCGGCCUGGGCCCUGGAUGAAGUACAGCUGGGCUGUCAUCACUCCAGCUCUCUGUAUUGGAUGUUUCAUCUUCUCUCUUGUCAAGUAUGUACCCCUGACCUACAACAAAGUCUACGUGUACCCUGACUGGGCAAUUGGGCUGGGCUGGGGCCUGGCCCUUAUCUCCAUGAUAUGUAUCCCCUUGGUCAUUGUCAUCCUCCUCUGCCGGACGGAGGGACCGCUCCGAGUGAGAAUCAAAUACCUGUUAACCCCCAGGGAGCCCAACCGCUGGGCUGUGGAGCGUGAGGGGGCCACACCCUUCCACUCCCGCUCAACCCUCGUCAUGAACGGUGCGCUCAUGAAACCCAGUCACGUCAUCGUGGAGACCAUGAUGUGAGGUCCUGGCCAUGCGACAGGCGCCACUUUCCUGCUGUUUACUAACAUUAGAUUCUCAUAGGACCAGGUUUACAGAGCUUUAUAUUUGUACUAGGAUUUUUUUUUUUAAUUGUCACAGAAAAUGUUACUCUAUGUGUAUGUGUGUGUGUGUAUCAUGUGUGUGUCUGUAUAUGUGUAUUUUGUUUUGAUUUGGGGGAGUAUUUUGUACAAAAAGAACCCACAGGCCUACGUCCUAGGGAGAGGAUGGACUUUCUUAUCGAUUUUGAUGUAUUUUAUGGGAACUUGGUAAACUCUUCUUUGUAUUUUUUUUUUUAACAUAUAACUAUAUAUACUUACAGUCUGUCAUACACUUUACCGCUUGAAUCGGUCUUGCCAGCAAUGGAUCUCGUUUUCAAAAGCAAUUCCAAGGUGCUUCUAUAGCUGGCAGAAAGUUCUGCCCAAAAACAAACAAAAAGAAAGAGAUUUAAAAAAAAAAAAAACUAAAUUCUGGGUGGAAUUUUCCUAUGAUGGUGGAUAUAUCUUCAAGGAAGGUCUAGUCCCUUCUGGGCUGGUUCAGGAGGAAGAGCAGAGCUGAGGAGAGCCCCCUCCCCCCAUUAGCUGAACAGGCCUGAACAGGGCUAUGGGAAGAACCCUCUCUCUUUCUCAGCCAACAAGAAAGAUGCCAAAAUAAUAAUCCCACCCUCCUCAUGAAGGAUUGAUGCUAAGAGCUAAGAAAAGUCGAGGCCAAGACCCCUCCCAUUUAUUUUGAAGUAGAGGGUGGAGUCAGGUCUUAGAGGCAGGAAUGGGAAGUCUAAAGGGCUGGUAGGAAUGCGGUUGGGGGCUGGGAGCCUCAGCUGGCUUAGGCAGAAGCCUCAGCCUUUCUUGAGCAUUUAAUACAGUCACCUGAGUGAGGCCAGUCCACAGGAGCUGCCAGGACCCUGGGGUCAGGGUUACACACAAGAAGGGGCUGUUGUAUUUGAACAGUCAUGGCAGGUGGGGAUCAGGGCAUUCCCUAAGCAGAAUGCAAUUUGGUGAGGGCCAGGAAGGAGGGAAGGAAGCCAGUGGACCAAAGGAUAUUAGCAGCUCAGGAGGUUGAGUGUACCCCAGACUGGCAAGUGUACCCCAGGAGGGCACUUUCCUUCCUUGGCAAACUCUUGUUAAAGAUGACUUCCAAGAGUCAUCCAGCUCCCUGCACAAAAUGUUCAGAGUGGCUAUAGAUACUGGAUCUUAAAGGAUUAAACUCAAGUGCAGAGUCAACUUGGUAGUGACCUUAGAUACUGUUUCCAAGCCACUGCAGUGGCUGCUGGAUAGGUGUUUGCCUCCCCUCCCCCAGGGAACUAAAGAGAGAAGACAAAGGGAAAUGUGUAGGUUGAGGUUAUCUCCACAGAGACCAAUGCCCCAGAACUGGCUGACCUCAGGCAGGGCUGUUUCCUUCUGAACCAGUAGAGGGCGCUACAUCUUUACCCCCAGCUUCCACUGGGCCCAGCUGUGCCAUCCUGAACCUCUUUUUGACAAAUGUACACAUUUUUCUGUCUCCAAAGCAAUGUACUCUGCCAAGUGACCCUCUAGUCCUCUUCCAGUGGUUGCUGAGUCAGCCACCUGUGAUUCUACCAUGUUCCUAUUGUCCUGUGUAUUUCUGGUUGCUCUUGUGUUAUUGUGACUGUUGGAGUUUUUCUUCCCCGAUUUUACCAAUUUGUAAUGUGCCCUGUUUUUCUUUUGUUUUAUGGAACCUUAAAAGUCACCACUGUGGGUGAUUGAAGACAGGUGAAGUGUAAGGGAGAGGGGGCCCAUCCAGCUGCAGCAGCAUCUAUGGUCAUGCCUGUCUGCUCUUCCCCUCCACCAGGCACGCCACUCUGGUGAGCCUUCAGUAUUUUGGGUUGGCAGACAAAUGGCACCAUUCUGGAAAUGGCCUGAGAAAGGCCUUUUAUCAUUCCCAGACCAGAUUCUAGACCAAAGACGCAGUGGGCCAAGUCCCCUGGCCCCGCCUGGAUAAAGGCCAGCCGCCUCCAGAGUCCACUCCUCAAAAGUGUCCCUGCACUGGUCUUCAAUGCCUGCCACUCUCACCCAGCCCCUGGCCCAAUGGCCCUUGUUGUGAUGCUUGUGGUUCUAUGUCUGCAUGUAAGUAACAUUUUGAAGUAGAGCUCGUGACUCUGGUCCUCCUGCCUCUUGGAGAGAGGGCUAAGCUGUCAACCAACUAACCUGUCCCCUUGCCUGGAACAGGUCAGACUGUAUCCUGCCUGUUAGAUAUGGGCAGGAAGCAAGGUACAAUAUCAGAUUUAGAUGAGGACCAGGCUGGGCCCAGGAGGAUUCUCCUGGGAGAUGUUAUUUGGUCCCAAGAGGUAUGUUAGUCUCCAAGUGGAGGAUCCCUGCUGGGCACUGCAAACAGUCCCAGAGGUCCCCCAAUCCAAGGCACUUUUGUAAACAGGAGAACUGAGGCCUAGAGUAGGAGAGACUUGCAUUGGGAGCUGAGUAGACUGGAUAAUUGAGUCAUUUGUUGCUCUGGGCUCCCCAAGGUAUGGACAGAAGGAAAGCAGGACUGGGGUAUUGUCAAGUAAACUGUCAGGCCUUCCCUGACAACCAGAGGCCAGACUGAUAUGGGCCCCCUGCCCAUGCUCAUGGAGCAAAGAGCAGCAUCCACUUCUGCCCAUCCUCAGUGUCUGGCUCACCCCAGCCCCAUGCUAUCCUUCCUUCCUCCCUAAAGCCCUUAGGAGCUAGGAAUUGAUUCCCAUCCCACACCCCAACUGGCACCACAGGAAACUGAGGGCCAAAGACAUUUAGGCAGGCUGUAAUGGCAGGCCUUUGGUCUCCAUGUAGCCUGAGGAGAUUUCUUUCCCUCUUGGGAAGAUGGUGGGGAAGGUUCCCUCUAUGCUUCUGGCCCCAGACCUUAUCUUCCUAACACCCUGGAAAACAUGCAGACCAUGGCAAAGCAUGAGAAGAAAGCAGCAUGUUUCCCCUCUGCACAGGAAGGGGCUUUCUGUAUUGUAGGGUGCCACUACCAUGGCUGACAGCUUUCUAGCCUGCUUCUUUGGGCAGACGGGGCAAUGCUCUAGGCAAUCAGUCUAAAUAGGCACGAGUCCUGUUCCUCUCUCCAAGACGCAGACACAAGCCAGGAAGGCACCUUAGAGAAGGCCCCUCACAGUCCCACUCAAUCCCGAGACCCCUGUCCCUAUGGACAUUGUAAAUACCUCUGUGUGCACACCCCUUCUUCAUCAAGUCUAAAACCACAUACAAAAACCCCAGAUACCCCAAGAUGGAGGGGGACAGUGCUUCCACCCCCCGUCCUCCAUGCUGACCUCCCAGUAGUUGGGUCUUCACAGGAAGCUGGUUUUCCAUGUUCUUUGGGAGGGUUGUGGUGUCAUUACAGGCAUGUUCUGGCAUGUUCCCUGAAGGGCAGAGCAUCUUGUUACAUAUUUGGCUUCAAAAUGAGAUGGUAGCUCCAUUUUUUUUUUAAACCCAAUUAAUCUUUCCAAUCCCUAACAACUGUGACUCUGUAUUUAGCACAAGAGAAAGCUGAGAACGUACAUUUUGCCUCCUUCAGAAAUAUGUCUGGCUCAUCAGGACAUUUUUUAAAACUUCAAAAUAUUUUUAAGAUAUUUUAAACUUUUGUAAAAAAUAAAAAAUAAAAAAACAAACGUGCGCACGCAUGCGCGCGCGCGCGCACACACACACACACACACACAGAAAAACCUGAAACCAACCAACAAGGGGAGGAGCGUUCUUGUUUGAAGGAUCCUUGGUGUGUGACCUGUCUUGCAGUGUAUAAGCUCUGUGUAUUGGUGUUUAAUGAUGACGUCCCUGCAUUUUGCAGGGUUCCGUUUUUUCCUCUUUUGCUUUUUAGAUGAAUAUGUAUAUUGAUAUUUUAAAUCCAUCUUUGCUUUUUUUAGAGGAGUUUAUAAUCACCUUGUAACACAACAAUAAACAUUUCCUUUUUAAAAUCCAA
Phodopus roborovskii (desert hamster) is the source of this 5938-nucleotide messenger RNA. It is a transcript of the gene Slc6a6, whose product is annotated as solute carrier family 6 member 6. The coding region runs from base 122 to 2020 and encodes 632 amino acids. Gene Ontology annotation, cellular component: plasma membrane. The record is from RefSeq and is a predicted model, not a curated record. Gene Ontology annotation, biological process: taurine transmembrane transport; neurotransmitter transport; sodium ion transmembrane transport. The transcript has 14 exons. Gene Ontology annotation, molecular function: taurine:sodium symporter activity. NCBI's taxonomy places the organism in Eukaryota, Metazoa, Chordata, Mammalia, Rodentia, Cricetidae.